This is a messenger RNA of Clonostachys byssicola, 1062 nucleotides long. The record is from the annotation of a GenBank genome assembly. Lineage: Eukaryota; Fungi; Ascomycota; Sordariomycetes; Hypocreales; Bionectriaceae.
AUGCCUAAAUCCCGGGGUAAUCUGACCAAACACCUGGAGGCUGGGCAAGAAGAGAUCCAUCGUCCGUUCCCCUCUAAAUUGAUCGACUUGACAUACCUAACCACACAUCUCCAGAGCCGAUUUCAAGCCAUGACGCCAACAUCGGCCGAUGAAAACAAUGCAGCUAAUAGGCGAGCCAAGAAGAGGGAGCUGGAUCGUCGAGCUCAGCGAGCUGCUCGAGAGCGCAACCGGAAUCGGAUUGCUCACCUGGAAGAGACAAUUGAAGCCAUGAAAGCACACGAUUCCACUAACAAGGCGGCUGAUUUGAUGGAUCAACUGGCUCAAGUCAAGUUGGAGCGCGAUCGAUUGGUUGAGACACUGCAGUCCAUUAGCGAUCUGGCUGGACGUCAUGGAUGUUCGCUCCCAAAGGCAGCGGAACCUGCUCAGCUUGGAGGGAGCCAGAGUGGCCAACAGGCUCUGGGAGAAGCAAGAGUCGCUUCGCCCAUACCAUCAACGGAAUCCUUUGUAGAAGGCCUUGCGAUAGACUCAAACCUGGAUCUUCAAUCGAUCGCUAGCCCUCUGCCGGAUGCUGGCCAAUCUAGGACUCAACCUGUUAUUGGAGCAAACGACCAACUUGACUUGGAUUCCGAAGCUUUGCCCAUAUUUUCUGUAUCGGACGGCCUUAUCUUACCGGAGCCCUUGGGGGUCUGCGAUUGUAUUCUACCUCCGGCGCCCGUCAGUGUCACUGGUUCAUCUGACACAACUGAUUCAAGCAUCUGGAAGAGUGCCAAUCAAAUUCUCGGUCUGAAUCCUUCCUUAACACAGAGUACGCUUCGGAUAGAGGAUAAAACAUCCGAAGACUUGCCCGUCCGCGCCAUCUUGCGGGGAUGGCAUUCGUUCGAUAGCGGAGACUUACCACCUCUGUGGCAAAUGCUGCGACAAACUGACACCCUCCAAUUCAAAGGGUGUAGAGAUGUGGAAAGAUUGGCAAUCAUGGUUAUGAUGCAUCGCAUCCUCCGGUGUCAAGCUGAUACCUCCAACGAACGGUGGAAAAAGCUGCCACCGUGGCUGCAAGGCAGGUAG